This is a messenger RNA of Ornithorhynchus anatinus (platypus), 927 nucleotides long. Its product is annotated as taste receptor type 2 member 143-like. Gene Ontology annotation, cellular component: membrane. Gene Ontology annotation, biological process: sensory perception of taste; G protein-coupled receptor signaling pathway; detection of chemical stimulus involved in sensory perception of bitter taste. Gene Ontology annotation, molecular function: G protein-coupled receptor activity; bitter taste receptor activity. The transcript has a single exon. Lineage: Eukaryota; Metazoa; Chordata; Mammalia; Monotremata; Ornithorhynchidae. The coding region runs from base 1 to 927 and encodes 308 amino acids. The record is from RefSeq and is a predicted model, not a curated record.
AUGGAGGCCUCACUGAACAUCUUCUGUUUCAGCCUUUACCUGCUGGUGCUGCUGGUGGGGAUCCUGGGUGACGGAUUCAUCGCGGGGCUGUUGUGCAGCAAGUGGAUCCGAGGCAGGAAGCUGCCUCCAUGCGAUAUGAUCUUGGCCGGUCUGGGAGCCUCCAGGUUCCUCCUGCUGUGGGUGGCAAUGCUGAAUGGGAUCCGUGCUUUUAUUUUCUCCGAACUGUACCAAUACCAUAUUAUUUUCCUCUUCUUUGGCUUUUUGGGAGUAGUGCUGGGCCUUGUCUCCUUCUGGCUGGCUGCCGGGCUCAGCGUCUUCUACUGUGUGAAAAUCUCGACCUUCACCCAUCCCCUCUUCCUCUGGCUGAAGCAAAGGAUUUCGGGACUUGUGCACUGGUUCCUCAUUGGCUCCAUGCUGGCUUCCUGUGUCCCCAUUAUCCCAGUCAUCAUUGGCUACCACAUCAUCUCUGUCCAGAAGAUUGCUUCAGGGAACAGCACCAAGGUUGAGGGGACGACCUUCCAGUCACACUAUAUACUAAUCAUGACGUUUAUCAUAUUUUGUGUCCCCUUCUUCCUGCUCCUCAGCUCCUCCAUCUUUUUGACCGUCUCUCUUCUGAGACACCUGAGGGCCAUGCAGCACCACCACCUAAACUUGCAGGACUGCGGCACCAAGACUCACACCCGCGCACUAGCAACACUGGCCUCCUUCCUCUUCUUCUACGUUUUGUACUUUGUCUUCCUGAUCUUCACCUCGGCCUUGAAUUCUCCAUUUGACAGUCCCUGGUUGUGGCUGCUCCAGAUAGUUACUUACUCGGGACCAAUAUGCCACGCCUUCUUGCUGAUGUGGAGCAACCCCAAAAUCUGGGGGGCCUUAGAGAAGGGCCUGCAGCGCGUCCCAGCCUGUCUGACACCGUGUGGGACAGCAUAA